Molecule: messenger RNA, 1221 nt
Organism: Papilio xuthus (Asian swallowtail)
Lineage: Eukaryota; Metazoa; Arthropoda; Insecta; Lepidoptera; Papilionidae
Product: putative odorant receptor 92a
Exons: 5
Coding region: 1-1221 (406 amino acids)
Biological process (GO): sensory perception of smell; detection of chemical stimulus involved in sensory perception of smell
Cellular component (GO): plasma membrane
Molecular function (GO): odorant binding; olfactory receptor activity
Source: RefSeq, a predicted model, not a curated record
AUGUCUCAUAUGUCUUUGAAUAUACGACAACCAAUUUUAAACGAACUUGAGUUUUUACGUACAAUUGGUUCUAAAAUAUUUCUCUUCCCUUUCAUAGGAAGAACAAAGUACCAAAUAUUUGGAUUUUACACAAUUAAAUUAUUAGUAAUAUGCACUACGGCUCAGUUAUUUCUAACAUUAUGCCACACGGGCUUUAGAGAUAUCUUUGAAAUUAUUAAUAUUGCACCAAAUUUAGGCGUAUGCGCAAUAUCCGCUAUAAAAUAUACGAAAAUCCAUACAAAUAGAAUAUUAUACGAUGAAAUAUUUUGUCAUUUUAAAGAUGAAUUAUGGGAUAUUGUGUCGAUCCAUUCAAAUGCACAUAUCAAAGUGUUGAAGAAAUAUAAAUUUAUAUCAAUGAUUGUUAAUAGAUUCAUAUUUUAUUAUUCAAUUCCACUUAUAAUAGUCGUCAAUUCAUUUCCAUAUCUUGUAAUGACGUAUGAGAAUAGGGUGCUCGGUGAAGAUUUGCAUUACCUUUAUCCCUUUGACGGCUGGUAUCCUUUUGACAAAGUGAAGUGGUACUGGGGCGCAUAUAUAUGGGAAAGUACUAUGACUGCCCUCGUUGUUUGUGUUUAUUUAUUCUCAAACAUGAUGCAAGCCACUUAUAUUUUAUUCAUUUGUAUGGAGUUAAAAAUCUUAGGACAUAGUCUAGAAGAAUUAAUCAGUACAGAGGACGUGACAACAUUAAAAAAGGGAAGACAUUUGAACGAUAUUCACAAAACAGUUUUAUAUCAGCUGAAAAUAAUUAUUAGAAGACACCAUCGUCUUGCAACGAUAUCCGCAUCUCUCGACAAAGUUUUAGGUGAUGCAAUGUUACUUAAUUAUUCUCUAGGAGCGAUAUUUAUUUGCCUUACUGCAUACACAUUUACGGUAGUAGAAGACUUUUAUCAGUCUGUGCGUUACUUCUCCUUCUUUAUGUCAUUACUCGUUGAGAGUUUUAAUCAAUGCAUAGUUGGGCAAGUAUUAAGUGACCACAGUGAAGACUUGACUGAGUCGAUCUACUCAGCAGACUGGCCGAAUGCAAGCCAAGAGGUGAAGAAAAUCAUGCUAAUGUUCAUGAUGCGGACUCAGAAACCGUUCAAGCUAACGGCUAAUGGUUACCUCGUCAUGAAUCUUAACACAUUUAGUGCUAUAUGCAGCACUUCUUAUCAAUUCUUCAAUUUGUUACGCACAGUUUACCCUUAG